Scleropages formosus (Asian bonytongue) is the source of this 5472-nucleotide messenger RNA. It is a transcript of the gene irs1, whose product is annotated as insulin receptor substrate 1. The transcript has 3 exons. Gene Ontology annotation, cellular component: cytosol; plasma membrane. Gene Ontology annotation, biological process: insulin receptor signaling pathway. Gene Ontology annotation, molecular function: phosphatidylinositol 3-kinase binding; insulin receptor binding. The coding region runs from base 494 to 3784 and encodes 1096 amino acids. Lineage: Eukaryota; Metazoa; Chordata; Actinopteri; Osteoglossiformes; Osteoglossidae. The record is from RefSeq and is a predicted model, not a curated record.
GAAGAGUAUGAAAUGCACACUUUUGUUGGAGCGGCGCCGCGCUUGUGGCGCUCGCCAUUGACUCGCCUGGCUCGCGACGCCGACGCGAGCUCACUGGGGUCGAGCCUUGUUUUCAUUACUCGUUUACAGCUCCUCACUUCUCACUGUGAUUGCAUUUCGGUUUCGUUGCGCCAUGCACAGUGUUUACAUUAAUUUAUUGCAGUGUUUUUCGUUGUUUUUAAUUUUUUUUAAACGUUACAGAGGAUGUAACUAAGUGAGCACUUCUCACACUCUGUGCCGAAACGAAGGUGUCGCGACAUACUAAGCCUGGGGCUCUUCACUGUGUGAUCGGGCUCAAUGAGUCCCCAAACUUAACGAAAAAGGUGCUUAUGGCAAUUUUUUUUUUGAAUUUUUCAAAAAUCUUGCCUCACGAUAAUUCGCAAAAUUAUUUAACUCUUAUUUUCUUUAAGGGAAUUGAUGUGCAGUUCUUUAAACUGUGAAAUAUCUCUCAGAAAUGGCCAGCCCGUGUGCAGAGCAGGGCUGUUUCUCGGACGUCAGAAAGGUGGGUUAUUUAAGGAAACCCAAAAGCAUGCACAAGAGGUUUUUUGUCCUGCGGACUGCGAGUGCCUCGGGACCCUCCAGGCUGGAAUAUUACGAAAACGAGAAAAAGUGGAGACACAAGUCGGCUGCGCCCAAAAGGUCCAUUCCCCUCGAAAGCUGCUUUAACAUUAACAAGCGAGCCGAUUCCAAAAACAAGUACCUGGUGGCCCUUUACACUAAGGACGAGUACUUUGCCAUAGCAGCGGACAGCGAACAAGAGCAGGACGCCUGGUACCAAGCGCUGGUGUCCCUGCACAACCGGGGCAAGGUGCACGAGCGUUCUGGGGGGCCCAUAGCUGGGGAGGACUAUGGGGAGCUCACGCCUGGACCGGCCUUCCGAGAGGUCUGGCAGGUCAUUUUGAAACCAAAGGGCUUGGGGCAAAUUAAAAACCUGGUUGGAAUCUACAGAUUGUGCCUGACUAACAAGACUAUCAGCUUUGUGAAGCUGAACUCGGACGCCGCCGCCGUGGUGCUGCAGCUGAUGAACAUCAGGCGGUGCGGCCAUUCCGAAAACUACUUCUUCAUCGAAGUCGGCCGAUCCGCUGUCACCGGGCCGGGUGAGUUUUGGAUGCAAGUGGAUGAUUCCGUUGUAGCUCAGAAUAUGCAUGAAACCAUCUUGGAGGCAAUGAAAGCCAUGAGUGAGGAUUUUCGCCCCCGGAGUAAAAGUCAGUCCUCGUCCAACUGCUCCAAUCCCAUCUCUGUGCCUCUGAGAAGGCACCACCACAACAACCCUCCUCCCAGCCAGGUGGGGUUGGGUCGACGGUCACGAGCGGAGAGCGUCACUGCCAGUUCUCCUGCCGGACAGGGGAAGCACAGUAACUCUUUCAGGGUACGGGCUUCCAGCGAUGGGGAAGGGACCAUGUCCCGUCCAGCAUCGGUGGACGGGAGCCCAGGGAGCCCUGCCGCAGCCCGGAUCCACUCUCAUCGACCCAGAGGUACGUCCCGGCUCCACCCACCCCUCAACCAUAGCCGCUCCAUCCCCAUGCCCUCUGCGAGAUGUUCACCCUCCGCUACCAGUCCGGUCAGCCUCUCAUCCAGCAGCACCAGUGGCCAUGGUUCCACUUCAGAUUGCCUAUACCCGCGGCGUUCCAGCGCUUCAGUUUCUGGCUCUCCAAGUGAUGGAGGCUUCAUUUCCUCUGACGAAUAUGGCUCCAGCCCCUGUGAUUUCAGGGGCUCGUUCCGCAGCGUAACUCCGGACUCUCUGGGACACACGCCGCCUGCUAGAGAGGAGGAACUUAGCAACUACAUGAGCAUGGACACGCCGGGCCUCCAGUUGAAUGGUCCUGGCCGUGUCCAGUCGCGCUGCACACCCUCUUUCCUGGAGGAGCCGGAGCUGGAGAAGGGUUUCAGGAAGCGCACGCACUCCUCAGGUACCUCACCCCCAACUGUCUGCCAUCAAAAUACUCCUCCUCAGUCAUCUACAGAGUCAUACACCGUAAUGAUGCCAGUGCAGCAGUGUGCAAGGAUGCCAGUGCAUAGGCAGUCUGCAUUCAUAGCCACACAGUCAUACCCUGAGGAGGGUCUGGACUUGCAGCUGGAGAGCAGUAGGGCAGGUCACAAAGACGAUGGGUACAUGCCCAUGUCUCCCGGUGUGGCUCCUGUGCCUAACAAGAGUGAUGACUAUAUGCCAAUGAGCCCCAAAAGUGUGUCGGCUCCCCAGCAGAUAAUCAAUCCUCGCCCACACCCCCGAGUGGACUCCAAUGGCUACAUGAUGAUGUCACCCAGCGGGAGCUGUUCCCCAGACACUAACUACAGCAAAAUCUGGACAAACGGGGCCAAUCCCAAGCUGUCAGUUGAAAGCAGUGAAGGGAAGACGUCCUGUGGAGACUACAUUAACAUGUCCCCAGCCAGCUGUUCGACCACCAGCACUCCACCAGACUGCUACUUUAACUCAGUGGAUGAGCCGCGCAAACCUCUCCAGUCUUACUUUUCUCUCCCGCGCUCAUUUAGGCAUGGCCAGAGGAAGAAUGAGCAGAAUCCUGUGCGUUUGUCUGUCAGUUCUGGCCGGCUUGCCUACGGAGACUCCUCAUCAUCAUCCACUAGCAGUGACAGCCUUGGGGGACAGGGUGGUGGGCAGCCAGCGGUCAAACCCAAGAAGCCAGAGUGCGAUGGCCAGCUGAUGCGGCCAACCCGCCUCUCAUUGGAUGGUCACAAAGCAAGCACUCUCCCACGUGCGAGGGAGAGCCCCUUUUUGCCAGAGCCCAAAAGCCCGGGAGAAUACGUCAACAUUGAGUUCAAUGACAAGUCAUUCUCUGCAAGCCUGGCUUCCCUCUUUUCACCUGUGUUUUUGGAUGGCAGCUCGGAAGGGCUGGAGCAGCAGCCUUCUGAAUACAUGAACAUGGAUCUGGGAGGUCUGGGGAGGAAGCCUAACAGCACAUCCAAGUCAUCAGCCUCCACAGACAACUGUGCAAUGGUGGCCACACCUCCCCCUUCUGCGGUUGAUUGCGAGGGCCUGCAGAGCUGUGACUAUGUCAGCAUGCAGCUGGGACCCUCUUGCGUGAGCCACUCGGAGGAGCAAGGGAUUCUUAACUACUCGGAAAUGAGCGGGUCUGCACACAAAGUGCCGCCGAGGUCCAUGUCACCCAAUCGGGACCCUGCUGUUCUUAAUGGAUGCCCUGGACUCAUGAGUCAAAUGUCAGGCUUAAGUGCGUUCUCCAGAGUGAAUUCCAUUCCCAAUCACAACCAGGGUGCCCGAGUGAUUAGGGUGGACCCCCAGGGCCGCCGACGGCACAGCUCGGAGACAUUUUCAUCCACAAGCAUGGCAAGUGGCGUGACGACACCACCUAGCAUGGAAGAUGUAAAGCGCCAUAGCUCUGCGUCGUUUGAGAAUGUGUGGCUGAAGCCUGGUGAGCCAGCAGGUAGUGGCAAGAGGGGUUUGCCUGCCGGCACUUUACCUUCCUUCCAGAAUGGCCUCAACUACAUUGAUCUGGACCUGUUGAAGGACCAGAAUCCUGUGGAGUGGAAUUCUCUCCAGGCAAAACCUUUGAAUCCACAAAAUGGCAGUAACUCUGAUGACCUGAGCACGUAUGCAAGCAUUACCUUCCAGAAACAAGAUGAUGUGAGAAAUGAAGGUUGCCUUAGUGGAUUCGGAGAUGAGAACGAAAUUCAAGGGCAUAAGGGCAUCCCACAAAAUACCAUGUACCUGCAUCUGCACACACUGCAAAAACAGAAUGAAGAUGUGGUGUCACCAUCACCUACACUGUAAACUCACCCUCCUCUGCCAUAAACUGGACCUCAUGCCUUCGCGCUGCUUGCGGAACCGAGCAGCAGCCUGCAGUACUCUCCUCAGGACGUGGUGGCCGUACAGGCAGCACUCUGACUCCUCACCAGUCCACCACAGCUCCUCUGCCUGCUCCUUCUCAUUGUUGAAAGUCAUGACCUUUUUUGAUGUUUUAUUUGACUUCCAAGUCAGAGUAGUUUAGGGCCUGUCAGUCUUGCAGUGGGUUUUUUUUCCCUUCUCUUUUAGGAGUCUAACAGCUGAUCUCAUUCUACAUCAUUCUCUUCCCAUUAUUCCAAACAGAGAAGGGGCCUGUGAAGAAAAUCCUUUGACACUUGAUCAUUACACAGGAUAUUCUGAUAAUAAUGCUCACAUUUUCCUCAAAUUCUUUGGGACACUGCAGUUUUUGCCUUUUUUUUUUUUUUUAUAGGUAUUGACAGCAUUGUGGAUGCUGUGAAAGGUAUAUCAGAUCCGUGUCAUAAUGUCACAUGGCUUUACCAAUUUUCUGAGUGAGUUUAACCUUGUACUGUUAGUUGUGGCUUCUAAGACUCCCUUUAAUUCAGUGUUUUUUCUGUAGCUUAUUGUGUUCCUGUGAGUCAGAUCAUAUUUUGACAUUCUUUGCACUGGCCAAAGGUUUAAUCUGCAAAAAAGCAGCUAUAAACUCAAGUGUUGAAAUUGAUAUGCCAAUGAAAAGAAAUGUCAGUUAUAUCAUAUUUCUAAUGAUAUUGUCCUUAUAACUUACUGAUAAUAGGGCUGGAACCCAUAUUUUCUUACAUUUUUUUUUUUUUUUUUUUCCUUCAGCUUAUGUAUAGCCCCCAGAAAUGCCUGGCUGAGACACUUACCUUUGCAGCAGGGGAGUCACAACACAAAAUAAGGUCACAAUAUUUGUGUCAAUUGCUGCUGAUAAUAUUGACAAAUGUUCUUUGUAAAUGAUUGCAUAUAUAAAUGUCAUUCAUGUUUGUAUGAGAAUUGAAUAUAUUAAUGUGCUAUUUGCAGUUUUCAGUUUUUUUGGAACUGAGGUGUAUAUUUCCACUUUUUUUUCUUUUUUUUUUUUUUUUAAAUAGAAAAAAAUGUCUUAUUGAAUGGUACGCGUAGAUAACGGUUCAGCUCUGUUCUGAAAGUGUUGCCAACCUGUUGUAUAAUGCUGAGCAGCUUGCAAAUGUUACUCUGGGGCCCCUUGUCCAUCACCGGGCUGGUGGACCAUUGUAUGUCGGUCGCCUCCAAUCUGACAGAUCUCAGCCCUUGAACACAGGGCUGAAUGCAAACCUGCCAGUCUUCAGUCCAGUCUUCCAGUGUAUAUAGUGUACAGAAAGUACAGAUAAAAUGAGUGAAUGAAUGAACAGAAAAAUAAAGCAGAACUGAAAAUGAGUGAAUGAAUGUACAAGUACAAGCAGAUGUACAAAGUAAGCGUCACCAGCAGAGUAUGUGGUGCCUUGUGUAGAAUCCCCCUUUCCCAGAGAGAAAAGAUGCAGUCUCCACCAUGACCCUCUCCCUUCUCACAUUGCUCCAAAGGAGAUAACAUUGAGGUGUUUGUACAUUCUCUAAAUUCUGUAAUAAAGUAGAAAUGUUUUAUCUUUUUCUUGAACAUUGGUGUCAGUCUUUUCUGCAGCAAUGGUGUUUAACCUGUUGGACCCACACUGUUUAGCCAAUUUAUUCAAAUACAUUUUUCUGUUGUU